AUGACUGCUAUCCGGCUGAGAGAAUUUGUUGACAAGCGUCCAACGACUUUACCAAGUAUAUUUAUUCCUCGUCAAGGAAAGGAUGUUAAAGGCUACGUAUAUGGACAGCUAGCAAGAAUUCAUCUUGAUUACAGCAGACAGGGAUCUCCCAGAUAUGACAUAGACUUGUCAACUCCAGCCCCAAGAACUACUCAGUAUCAACCUGAAUUUGACCAACAGACUCUCAUUCGAUAUAUUUGCUUUCGAAGAUAUUCGAUGCCUGUCGAACCAUGGUAUAAAGAAACCACUUACCAAAGAAAUUAUUCUCUGCCAUUUUAUACAUUUGGGAGAAUGCCUGGGAUUAUGAUGAAAGUAGAGAGUUGUGUACAUGUCUGGGUUCAGGAAGAAGCAGGGGAGACAAAAUUGCAGAGUCAAUGUAAUUCCACGGCACACUGUAAUGUGUGA
Messenger RNA from Suncus etruscus (white-toothed pygmy shrew), 444 nucleotides. It is a transcript of the gene SPMIP3, whose product is annotated as chromosome 7 C1orf100 homolog. The transcript has 5 exons. NCBI's taxonomy places the organism in Eukaryota, Metazoa, Chordata, Mammalia, Eulipotyphla, Soricidae. The record is from RefSeq and is a predicted model, not a curated record. The coding region runs from base 1 to 444 and encodes 147 amino acids.